AAGUGAAGGACUGGGAUGAGUGAUGUCAGUGGAGAACCUGGAGGGGGAUACGAGACCGGAGAGGGCUGGGAGGGGGGGACAAAAGGCCAGGCCGGCCGUGCCUCUGCUGCGGUGAGCAGGGAGACGGGGAUGUUCAGUGGGCAUCCAGUGAAAACGUUAGGUAUCUGUGGUGCCACCGGUGGUGCUGGACCUCCCCAGCCUCCUCCUCCUUCAUCUUCAUCAUCGUCAUCAUCAUCCUCCUCAUUCCACCAAACACCUCCGUCGUUCAGCCAGCUUGUCCAGCAGCUCCACUUCCAACUGCAAACACACCACAACACAAACAACAACAACACCAUCAGCACCAUCAGCAGCAGCGUCCAGCAGCAUGGAUGCACAGCAAACAUCCUGCAGGAGGGGAGCAGCCGAGCACAGGAGCUGAAUCAAAGGGAGGAGGAGGAGGAGCGGAUGGAUGCCAGGCUGGGAUCAGCCACCAGCAGCACCGACAACAACCCUCCUCCGACUGGGACCAGCUCCGAGUUUAAUCAUUAUUAUGGGAAUGGAAGAGGAGGGCCUAGCUUCGAUCAACAUGGCGGACAACAAAGCCCAGGGACUGGGGUAAGAGCGGCGCGCUCCGUACUCAGCACCAUGGAUCAGGUCCACAACUCCCACGAAGGCUACAGCAACAACAGCCCCUACAACCACUACCCGAACUACCGGCCCGGGUACGGGAACAGUGGAUACGGUGGCAUGAUGAGCCCGUCACGCCAGGGGAACAACCUGCUGGGCCCCGGCAGUGGCGGCGCAGGCUCGACCGCUGCUAAUCACAGCAAGGCGGUGAUGACUGCUAGCAGCUCCCCGGCUGGAGGCGGCGGCGGGUUUCAGCGGUUUCCCGGACAGGGUCAGCAGCAGCAGCAGCCACAACAGCAGCACCCGUCAGGGGCUACACCAACUUUGAACCAGUUAUUAACUUCUCCGAGUCCGAUGAUGCGGGGUUAUGGAGGUGGAUAUCCAGAUUAUAAUAAUCCCGCACAGCAACAGCCGAGCAUGGGGCUGGCUAAAGACAUGGGCUCCCAGUACGGCUCCGGGGCUCACGGCUGGGGAGGACAGCAGAGAAAUCACCCGACCAUGAGCCCAGGGAAUCCCGGGCAGGGUGGCGGCAGGGCUCAGGUGCCGCCCAUGGACCCGAUGGCGAUGAAGCGUUCUCAACUAUACGGGAUGAGCAACAACCCGUACUCCCAGCAACAGGGGGCGCCGUACCCUGGACAGCCCUACGGCUCCCCUACCCCCCACAGAUACCCGAUGGGGAUGUCCAGCAGGGGGCAGGUGGGAAUGGGAGGGAUGCAGUAUCCUCAGCAGCAGAUGGGCUCUCAGUACAGCCAGCAGCAGCAACAGCAGAACAUGAGCAGUUACUGUCAGCCGGGCCAGCCGCCGUACUUCAGCCCGCCACAGCAGCAACCCGCCGCCCCCAGUCAGCCACCGUACAUGCAGCCCCGCCCACUGCCACAGCAGGAGGUGCCGCAGGAAGCUUACGGGGGCCGGGGCCAGUCUGCCGCUAUGACUCCUGGGAAACCAAACCACGAGGAGAUGAGUCUGAGUCAACAGGAGAGGCCGUCCAGUCUGCCAGACCUCUCCGGCUCCAUCGAUGAUUUGCCCACUGGCACAGAGGCGGUGGUGAGUUCGGGGGGAUCGGGCUCCGGCAGUGCUCAGGGCGACCAGGGGACUCCAGCCCGUUCACCAUUCUCCCCGCACGUCUCCCCUCGCCUCCCUCCGCCACCUCGCACCGGACCCUCCCCCUCCCCCUCCCCGUCCCCCGCUGCCUCUGGCAGCCAAUCGCGAUCCGGACCUCUUUCCCCCGCCACCAGCGGACCAGGCUCUCAGAUGCCCCCUCAGGUCUCAGGUCCUGGUCCAGAUGUUGGUCCCCAUUCCUCCCAGUCUGCCAUGACUCAGGACAGAGGUUUCCCACCCACCAUGCAGCGCAGCACCUCUGGGUCUCAGUUUGGGUCCCAGCAGUCCUCUUCGUCAAUGACCCCUCACCCAGGGCCGGGGGGGCCGAUGCACCACAGCUCCUACCAGCAGGCCGGCCACUCCUAUGGGCAGUACGGCCCUCCAGGUAACUACCCGCGGCCCCCGCAUUAUGGCGGGCCGGGCCUGGGCGCGGGCUCCAGCCUGGCCAACAGCCUGGGCUUGAACGCCAGCAGUCCCAUGCACGGCCAGGGCCCGUCCACCCCAGCGGGCCGUGGUCCUGGCCCCGGGCCCGGUGUGGGUGGGCGGCCUUACCCUGCAGGAGGAGGCACAUUGGCCCCCACCUCACCUAGCAUGCCGCAGGCCACCGGGCAGGGCAUGGGGCCCCCGGGACCCAACACCAGCUGUAAGCCACCUGAGGUUGUCCCCACCACCGGACCCAGUGCCAACUCAUCAUCAGCACCAUCUACAGCAGCCAAUCAGAGCAGACCUCCCUUCGCUCGCUCACCCAUCUACCACAGCCCAUCCUGGCACACCGGUCGACCUGCCCUCUCUCCCACCCUCCACCCCUCCCACCCUCUUACCCACCCUCAUCAGCACCACUCCCAGCAGCUCAGUGCCAGUGCUCAACCCCAGCAGCCUGCUGUGCAGGCCCCUUCUGAGCAUUAUGGGCAGGGCAGCUACCCGGGCAUGACACCGCUGGGUGCAAUGGGCCCUGGAGGUCCAGGAGGCCACGCAGGUCCUGGAGGUCCUUACAGUCAACAGCCAGGGAGUAACUCUGGGAGGAUGACGCCACAGGGACCCCCCUACAGUGCCCCACCAUCAGGCCCCGUGAUGAUGCCAGCUGAAGGGAUGGGUCCUCACGCAGAUGCCAAGCAAAGGGUGGAGCUUAGCAAAGAGGGUGUUGGUCCUGUAGGAGAGCCCAAACCCAAGGACUACAGCUCACAGUGUGUGUCCCAGCCCCCCACCCCCUGCCCCAUGUCCCCCAGCUCGGCCAGCCUGUCGUCCUGUCACGGCGAGGACAGCGAUGGCAUCAGCAGCCCCGCCUGGCUCAGGACGCCGAGCAGCCCGAAGCCCAGCGUGGCCACCAUGACCAACGAGAAGAUCACCCGGCUGUACGAGAUGGGCUCUGAGCCAGAGAGAAAGCUGUGGGUGGACCGAUACCUGUCUUUCAUGGACGAGAGGGGCACGCCUGUCCCAAACCUGCCCGCCGUCGGGAAGAAGCCACUAGACCUCUGCAGGCUGUACCUGGCUGUCCGCGACAUUGGAGGACUGGCCAUGGUGAAUAAGAAUAAGAAGUGGAGGGAGCUGUCAUCCCUGCUAAACGUGGGGACGUCCAGCAGCUCAGCCAGCUCGCUGAAGAAGCAGUACAUCCAGUACCUGUUCGCCUAUGAGUGCAAGAUGGAGCGUGGCGAGGAGCCACCACCUGAGGCCGCAGGGCCCGCCGGAGACGCCAAGAAACCUCCGUCACUCCAGGCCAAGAUCCAGCCGCCCUCCCCGGCGAACUCGGGCUCUCUGCAGGGUCCAAACACCCCUCAGUCCAGCAGCAGCUCCCUGACCGAUGCCCCCGGAGACCUGAAGCCCCCGACCCCCGCCUCCACCCCGCAGAGCCACAUGGCCCCCCAGCCUGGAAACAGGAGCGUGGGAGGAGUCAGUGUGCAGGACCCAUUCUCUGAGGGUAGCGAUCCAGCCUUCCACAGCAAACGAGGCCUGGGACCCGGCGGUGCUCCCUACCAGCAGGGAGGUGGUCCAGUAGACCCUAUGAGGAUGCAGUAUGAUGCCAACAAAGACCCUUAUGGAGGAGUGAGGAAGGGUCCGGGUCCCGGCGAGGCCUUCAGUCCCGGUCAGAUGCCCAGCGGUGGAGCCAUGCAGGACAUGUACCACCGUGGGCCACCCUCUGGGCCGCUGGCAGGGAUGGGCCCCAGACCCCAGUACUCCUACAGCCCCGGCUAUGAGCGCAGGCCGGAACAUGCGAUGGGCCCUGAGGGAGGCAUGGCGCCCCCCGGAGGCCAGAACAGCAUGGGUCCGUCUGCAAACGAAGCCAGCAUGUUUCCCACCAACAGAUUCCCCCACCAGAGGCACGGCCAUGACGGUUAUGGGCAGCAGUAUCCUCACGGCAUGGCCUACAGUUCCCAUCAGUCCCUGUACCCUCAGCAGCAGGGAUACAAGCGUCCAAUGGAGGGGAUGUACCCGCCAGCGAAGCGUCAUGAGGGCGAGGCGUUCGGCGUGCAGCAGUAUGGCUCUCAGCAGCCCGACAUGUUCCCCGUCUAUGGGGGAGGAGGUGGGGGCUACAUGGGCCCUGAGCGCCGGCCCAUCCAGGGCCAGUACCCGUAUCCUUACAGUCGAGACCGCCAGGGCCCCCCGCAGCACAGCAUGAUGAGCUCAGGGCCGGCGGCGGUGUCUGGGGGGUCCGGGGAAGUGCCGCAGGCCAACAUGUGGCACCCCAGGACAGAUAUGGGCUAUACGUACAGCCGGCAGGGUCAGGGACCCGCCUAUCGAGGGGAUGACCAGGAGAGCAGGGCUCCACAGGACGACCAGUGGGCCCCCGGUCACCCGAGCCAGCGCCAGACUCCAUACCCCCCCCACUCUUCAGCCGCCAGCGCCACCUCCAUUCCACCUCUGCCCUCCAGACAGCCUCCCGCUUCUUUCCAGGCCACACCCACCAUCCCCAACCACGUGACUCGCUCUCAUAGCCCCUCCACAUUUCCCCGGCCCAUGGGGAGCUCGCUGUCACCCAACAGCGCACCCUACCUUCCCUCCAUGAAGAAACCACCAGUGCUGGGAGCGCCGCAGGGACCGCUGACCUCUCAAACCGUCUCACUCAUCAACAGGGAGGUCAGUUUCCCCCAUGGCUCUGUGGAGGCCACGCCCCCCAAACUGAAACCACGGCGACGGCUGACCGCUAAGGACACAGGAACCCCAGAGGCGUGGCGGGUGAUGAUGUCACUGAAGUCUGGCUUGUUAGCAGAGAGCACAUGGGCAUUGGACACCAUCAACAUCCUGCUGUACGAUGACAGCACCGUCGGCUCCUUUAGCCUCCCGCAGCUGCCGGGCUUCCUGGAGCUCAUUGUGGAGUUUUACCGCCGCUGCCUGAUCCAGAUCUUCGGCAUCCUCAAGGAAUAUGAAGUGGGAACUGCGAGGCAGGGUUCCCUGCUGGGGCCCCUCCCUGAGGAGGAGGAGGUGACAGAGGGGCUGCUAGCUGCUGCGUCAGAAUCCAACGGCCAGACAGCGUUGGAGCAGAAGAUUCAGAGGUGGUCAGCUGAGCAGGCGGAGGACAUGCCGCCACCGCUGCUCAUGCCUUCUGAGGAGGAGGUGAAAGAACCUGUGGUCAAAGAAGAAGCACAGGUGAAGGAGGAGGAGCACAUGGAGGAAGCAGAGGCCCGCCUCCAGCAGGCCAGCAAGUACGACAAGCUGCCAAUCAGGGUUGAGACCGGCGAUGGGUGGGAGGAGGUGGAGGAGCGCUGGGCCAAGUUGAACCGACCCAAUGGCUUCAUCAGCGGCCUCCUCCACUGGAAGGCCGGAGGAGGAGACUCCACCACUCACAUCUUGACACACUUCGAGUCCCGCACAGGAGACUUUGUCCCUCUGCACCCACCCGAGUGGGAAGAGAAUGCAGAGGGACAAGAGGGUGAAACAGGCAAGGAAGAGCUGGGCGGAGGAGAAGAGCAAAACCAGCCAGACGGAGGAGAAGAGGUCAGAGGUCAGGAUUCACAAGCUCAGAGUCCUAUCAGCCAGCUGGAGGAUGAGCCUCGCUGCUGGGAUGAGGCCCCGCUGUCCACCGCUGAGCCGUGGCAGGACGCGCUGGCCAAACGCUGCGUCUGCAUCUCCAACAUCGUGCGCGGCCUCUCCUUUGUGCCCGGGAACGAUGCCAUGCUAUCACGGCAUCCUGGGCUGGUGCUGAUCCUGGGCCGACUUGUGCUGCUGCACCACCGCCACCCCCGCAGGAAACGGACUCCGCCCACCUACCAGCGGGAGGAGGAGCAAGGUCUGGCGUGCAGCCGGGACGAGUGGUGGUGGGACUGCCUGGCGGCGCUUAGGGAGAACACACUGGUGACGCUGGCCAACAUCUCGGGCCAGCUGGAUCUGUCGUUGUACCCAGAGAGCAUCUGCCUGCCUAUCCUGGACGGGCUACUGCACUGGAUCGUGUGCCCAUCUGCCGAGGCGCAGGACCCGUUCUCCACGAUGGGCGGCUUCUCGUCACUCACGCCACAGAGACUCGUGUUGGAGUGUUUGUGCAAGCUGAGCAUUAAGGACUGCAACGUGGACCUGCUGCUCGCCACGCCGCCCUUUAUUCGCCAGCAGAAGCUCUUCUCCACACUGGUGCGUUUGGUGGGCGAAAGGAAGAGUCAGGUGUGCCGGGAGAUGGCAGUGGCUGUGCUGUCCAACCUCGCGCAGGGCGACCCCACGGCGGCAAGGGCGGUUGCUCAACAAAAAGGCAGUGUGGGCACACUCAUUGGCUUCCUGGAGGACUGUGUGGCCAUGGCCCAGUACCAGCAGAACCCGCACAGCCUGCUGCACACUGCUGUGCCGCCAGAGCCGCCCAGCAUCAACAUGAUGUGCCGCGCCGCCAAAGCAUUGCUGGCCAUGGCACGGGUGGAGGAGAACCGGACGGAGUUUGUUCUAUAUGAGAGCCGGCUGCUCGACAUCUCACUGUCGUCCGCACUCAACUCCUCUGUGGCGGCCAUCAUGUGUGAAGUACUGUUUAAAAUCGGCCACUCAUGACACAAACACCACCACGGAGCGUGCUCAGUAGCACUGUAAGCAGCUCCGCCCGUGUGACAAACUGGCUCCUAUUAUAUUUUUAUUUAAGAACAGAAAAGAAAUGUUUUUACGUACAAAUGAAUAUAUAUAGAAUCUAUAAAGCUCCGACUCCAUCUGCAAAUGUUUGUUUGGAAUUUUUAAGUAAUUUUAAUACAAAAUAUUUAAUACUUGUAUUUUUAAUUUUCUAAUUGUUUCAUCGGUUUCUUGUUUCGUUUGAACCAAAGUGUGACGGUGGCUCGGGUUCCGGCUCUCUUCAAUGUUUUUUUUAAACAUUCGCGGUUGUUCCUUUCUGUUUGCAAGGCUGUUUGGGGGGGAGGGGUUAGUUAGAUUUGGGGGCGGGGUUAUUUAAAUAGUGUUGUAGAUAGGUCUUUUUUGUUUUUUCUCACGUGGUAUGACAGAGGAAAUACUGAUGUUCAGUCACGUACUUUGUUCUGGUGCAAUAUGUUUGCUUGGGCGUUUUUUUUUUUUUAUGUGAAUUAUUUGACCAUCUGCCGUUUGACCAUCAGUAUUUUUGCCGAACCACAGCAGUAUCAGCCAAUGGGUUUUUAAGAACUUUGUUUUGUCCACCAAUCAGAUCCCUCCACCGUCAUCCUCCUCCUGUAAAUAGUUGAUGUGCAUUGAGCUCCAGAAGAUGGCGUCCCGACUCUCUAUGAAUUUAUAAUCACAACUCUGAACAUUCGAGUUUCUGUAUUUAAGGACAAAAAAACUCAUCUUCAGGAUGUUUAUUGGGGUCUGAUCUGACAGGGUGUGUUUGAUUUGAGAGACUGUAUGUACAGGAGGUACGGGGGUCAGUUGGGGCAGGGCAGGCAGAACUGUACUUAUAUCAUGUUGCUGACAUCAAAACAGUUAUAAGAAAUGUAAAGAGAGAGGAAAAAAAGAAAAUCUCUACAUCCAGAACGUCUCCUGUUUGAUUUGACAGAUGCUGUUUCUUCAGUAUGAGAUCUUUAUAUGUUCCACGACAUGUUAAAGAAUAAAUGUACAUGAACUCUG
Haplochromis burtoni (Burton's mouthbrooder) is the source of this 7692-nucleotide messenger RNA. It is a transcript of the gene arid1b, whose product is annotated as AT rich interactive domain 1B (SWI1-like). Gene Ontology annotation, molecular function: DNA binding; nucleosome binding. The record is from RefSeq and is a predicted model, not a curated record. Gene Ontology annotation, biological process: regulation of transcription by RNA polymerase II; positive regulation of DNA-templated transcription; chromatin remodeling. Gene Ontology annotation, cellular component: SWI/SNF complex; brahma complex; nucleoplasm. The transcript is spliced from 23 exons. Lineage: Eukaryota; Metazoa; Chordata; Actinopteri; Cichliformes; Cichlidae. The coding region runs from base 16 to 6663 and encodes 2215 amino acids.